AUGGCAGGGGCUGCAGGAGUUGUUGUGGAGAUUGGCAUGUGGGCCCACAUGAAGGCGUGCUGUAGAUGCCACACUUCCACGCUGCGCGGUGAGUGCCCGAAAUGCGGCGUCGCCAUUUCCUCCACUGACGGGAGCGUCAAUUCCAGGCAAAAUGGAACGUUCUUGCAGGGAAAUAAUGGGCUCCACGACGGCGCACAGUUACGGCAACCGCUCAAUUCGGACAGCAACAACGUCAAUAACAGCGGCACUGAAAGUGGAGUGCCAAUGGAUGUCUUGCUGCCAUCAACUAGCGCUUUCGAGGGGCGGUUAGAGCUUGUGGAGCUACAGUGCCGCAUGUACCACGAUCAGCUCCAACAGGUCAUUAGAGAAAGAGAUGAACUGCAGAAGAAGGUGCGUGCGAUGGAAGUGCAACGCUUGCUGGGGACAAGCAAGAUAAGGGAACUUAUCGAGGAAAACAAUAGUCUGCGGGCUGUUGUGGAGGAGGCUGAAGUGUGUCUGGGUGUUGCAGAACUCGAACAGCAGGCAUUGUUGGCAGAGACUCAACGUCUGCAGGAGCAUCUUUUUCCCUUGCAACGGCAAUCCGACACAGUGAGGCCAUUGACCAACACAGUCUCUUCCAAUUUCACUGGGAGUUCUCCGCUUCUUUCCACUAUGGCAAAGGCGGAGGUGGCCACAGAGCGGCUUUUACGGAGGAACUUAGCAGCACAAGGCGGCUUCAGUGGUGCGACUCAUGAGAUGGGACGGCGGGAGUUGGUUGCCUCCAACGAGCAACUGGAGGCUCGAUGCCGCGUGCUCGGGCGCUGA
Molecule: messenger RNA, 804 nt
Organism: Trypanosoma rangeli
Lineage: Eukaryota; Euglenozoa; Kinetoplastea; Trypanosomatida; Trypanosomatidae
Exons: 1
Coding region: 1-804 (267 amino acids)
Source: RefSeq, a predicted model, not a curated record